CUUUCACGGGACCCUGAUAUUUGCACAGAGUCUAUGAAGGGAUGAAAAGGUAGGGCAAAAACAAUAUAAAAAGGGAAAAGGCCCAGCAUGAGAAACCCAUCUGGGCAAGCCAGAGGACUCUGGGACCAUGAGAGUAAGCAUCAGGCCUGUGCAAAGCAGCAGAUAUCCUUAGAGAUGCCCAACUCCAUAGCCACAGCUGAGAGAAUGUGGUUCUGA
Callorhinus ursinus (northern fur seal) is the source of this 216-nucleotide messenger RNA. NCBI's taxonomy places the organism in Eukaryota, Metazoa, Chordata, Mammalia, Carnivora, Otariidae. The record is from RefSeq and is a predicted model, not a curated record.